Molecule: messenger RNA, 1381 nt
Organism: Cynara cardunculus var. scolymus (artichoke)
Lineage: Eukaryota; Viridiplantae; Streptophyta; Magnoliopsida; Asterales; Asteraceae
Product: pentatricopeptide repeat-containing protein At2g36730-like
Exons: 1
Coding region: 104-1381 (425 amino acids)
Biological process (GO): RNA modification
Molecular function (GO): protein binding; RNA binding
Source: RefSeq, a predicted model, not a curated record
CCUGCAACUCCAAUUUGGUUUCGCACCACAUAAACAACUCUUCUACUUCUAAGAAAAUUCUCCUGCUAAUUCAUGCCCUAAUCUGGAUUUCAUCCCAACAAGUAUGUCAUGGAACAAAGUCACGAGGGCUUGCGCCAUCAGAAACGGAAACAAUGGCGAUUUAGAGAGAGAAUCCAUAUUGAUUUUUAAACGAAUGCGUUGCUCAAGUAUUCCACCCUUUGAGCUUUYUUACGCGUCUUUAUUUAAAGCUUGUGCUUCGUUGUUGGCCCUUGAAGAAGGCCGACAAAUCCAAGUUGACUGCUUGAAGCGUGGUUUGGAUUCUGAUGUCUAUGUUCGCAACACCAUGAUUAAUUUUUAUGGAUGUUGUAWGAAGAUCAUUGAUGCACGCAAARUGUUCGAUGAAAUGUCGUACAGAAGUGUUGUUUCUUGGAACACCAUCAUUUCUUCUUUCUUUSGYGUAUCGUGGCUUAAUGAGUCSGUACAGCAUUUUAGGGAGAUGCGAGAGGUUGGGAUUGAGCCUAAUGGAACUACAAUGGUGGUGAUGCUUUCUGUCUGUGCUGAGCUCGGGAACUUGACGAUGGGAAAAUGUAUUCAUGCUCAAAUAAUUGAAAAUGGAUUCGAACUCAACUGUCAAUUAGGAACAGCCAUUGUCAACAUGUAUGCCAAGUGUGGUGCUUUGAAUAGCGCAAGUUUAGUGUUCAACGAAAUGCCUCUUUAUAACGUGUGGACAUGCAGUGCGAUGAUUCUAGGAUUAGCUCAACAUGGUUUUGCAAGAAAUGCCCUUUCACUUUUCAAGAAAAUGAAAGCCACUUCAAUCCAACCUAACUAUGUGACAUUUCUUGGUGUUAUUUGUGCGUGUAGCCAUGGAGGAUUUGUGGAAGAUGGGUAUCGAUUAUUUGAGGAAAUGAAGCAUGUUUAUGGGAUUAAGCCUCAGUUAAUCCACUAUGGUGCAAUGGUAGAUGUUUUAGGACGAGCUAGUCGUCUCAAAGAAGCAUAYRAUUUCAUUUUAAACAUGCCCAUUAAGCCCAAUGCGACGGUGUGGAGGACUUUGCUCAGUGCGUGCAAUGUAAAUGGUGGUAGUGAUUUUGAUGGGGUUGGGGAGAAGGUAAGAGAAAGAUUACUUGAAUUGGAGCCACGGUGGAGCGGGAAUUUGGUAAUGCUUGCGAAUAGAUAUGCAGAUGUAAACAAGUGGGAGGAUGCAGCCGAGCUGAGGAAGAGUAUGAGGGUUGGAGGGCUGAAAAAGAUGGCCGGAGAGAGCUGUAUUGAGGUAAAAGGGUCGACCGUCAGAUUCUUAUCUGGGUAUGAUUCUAAAGCUUCUUGUGUGAAUAUUUAUAUGUUACUAGAUGGUUUAAGUUUGAACAUGAAGAUUAACAAUCCAUAA